AGAGUUUUCCAACCUUUUGGCUUCUGGUGUGCUGCUGACUGCAGUGUGUAUUCAGGGUCACAUUUCAGAUUUCUGUGAGUUGUUAGCAGCUCCACUAGAGUGAUUUUUUUUUUUUUUUUUUUUUUUUUUUUUUUUUCAAUUCAAUAAAUGUUCGUGAUCCAAUAUCUCAGCAAAACUACCAAAGAUUGGAGAAGAGGUCCCAAAACUGAAACAGAUCUGUGUAUCCGAACGCUCCUUCCUCUCCUAUAAAUCAUCCAACGUCUCUUCAGAUUUAUCUACCUCUGUUUAGUAAACUUUGAAUAAUAUCGUUCCAGUAACAUGCCGCUGAUACAUGGAUGCUUCAUUGCUGUAAAAUUACACACCAGUCAGAGGCAGCAAAACAGAGCUUUUACUUCAGUAUUUCAAUAUCCUUUUGUUGCUUGUACUAAUCUACUAGAGUUUCUUUUCUUUUUGCCAUAUUCUUUACUUUAAAUUGCUCUGUUAGUGCUUUUACUUCAGUAAAGCAUCAGACCACUUGACUCGGUGCUUUGCAGUGAUUUAGGAAGAGCUUAGGGAAUGGAAACACAGCUGCCUGUUGCUUUUGACUUGAUAAGGUUGACCGCAGCAGUGUCCUUCACAACAUUCUUUCAUUUGCAUUUACCUAUAUUUAUACAUGUGUAGGAGCAUGUGUGAGCACUAAACUAUGUGUGUUUACAGCUAUGUGCGGCACACCUGUGUGCAUGAUAUCCUCUACCUCUUUCAGGUGUUUCUCUCAGUCCUUCACAGCCUCCUAUGCUAUCUACAAUGUGGCUAAUGGGGAUCUGCAGGAGCUUAACCCUCCAGAGAAGGAGAAGGCAGUGAUACAGUAUGCUUCCUGGGGACCUCAGGGGAACCAGCUGGCCUAUGUGUUUGACGGAGAUAUCUACUACAAGCCCAGUGUGACCAGCAAAUCACUGCGCCUCACAUCCACUGACCUGGAGCAGAAUGUGAUGAACGGGCUCUCUGACUGGACCUACGAAGAGGAGGUGCUCUUGACAUAUGCAGCCCACUGGUGGUCUAUGGAUGGCGCCCGGCUUGCUUACCUCAGCAUCAAUAACUCUGCUACACCUGUGAUGGAAAUACCUCACUUCCUAGGUGGUCUCUACCCCUCCAAUGUGCUCUUCCCCUACCCCAAGGCGGGCUCAAGUAUCCCAUCAGUCACUCUGCUUGUGGUGAAUCUGUACGGUCCGGCUCACACUCUGGAGAUGAUGCCUCCCGACUCCCUCAGGGCCAGAGACAGCUACAUCUCCAUGGUGACUUGGAUCAGCAGCACUCGGCUCGCGGUUCGUUGGCUGAACCGAGCUCAGAACCAAUCAGUGCUCUGCGUGUGCGAGGCCACCACAGGGGCAUGCUCAGAGAAACACAAAAUGACCAUGGACAUAAUGCAAAACCAACGGCAGGACGUGCCACUGUUUUCAGCAGACGGCUCUGUUUUUUACACAAUCUUGCCGGCAAAACAAGGCGCUCGGGGAGAGUUUCACCAUGUUGCUGGUCUUACAGCUCAGCCUGCCAUCCCCUCCGUCCCUCCUCGCUUCUUGACAUCAGGGAGCUGGGACGUCACCUCGCUCUGCGCUCUAGACGAGAAGGCUGGAAAAAUUUAUUUCCUGAGCACAGAAGAAUCCAGACAGAGCAGACAUCUCUACAGUGUGGACAUGGAUGGAGUGUUUCAGCGCCAGUGCGUCUCCUGUAACCUCGUAGACGGAUGUCGCUUCUUUAAAGCUAUUUUCAGCCCCAAUCAAACCCACUUCACUCUCUACUGCCUUGGCCCAGGAAUCCCUAAAGUGACAGUUCACAGUACAAAGGACCCCUCCAGAUAUGUGGUCUUGGAGGACAACAACCUUAUGUCUAAAGCUCUGGAGGAUAAAAGUCUCCCUGAGACUCUCUUCAGGACGCUCCCAGCAGACAACCACGACCUGCACCUGAAGCUAUCUCUACCUCAGGGUUACGAGGCCAACCUGCACCCUCUCCUCAUAAUUGUUGACGGCAUUCCUGGCAGCCAGUCUGUGACGGAGGAAUUUGCCCUCGACUGGCCUCAGGUCCUCUCCAGCACACACAGCGUGGCCUUGGCCUGGGUGGACGGCAGGAGUGGGGUCGGCCGUGGACAGAAGAUCACCGCUGUGGAUCCACGCAAGCUCGGCUCACUGAGAGUCAAAGAUUAUCUGGGUGUUGUCGAGCUGUUGAUGCAGCUGCCAUAUAUUGAUGAUCGCCGGAUGGCCCUCUAUGGAAAGGCAUUUGGUGGUUAUUUGACUCUAAAAAUGUUAGCUGCAACAGAUAAGUUGUUUCAGUGCACGGCCGCUGUGGCACCAAUAACUGACUUCAGGCUUUACAGUGCUGCCUUCUCAGAGAGGUAUCUCGGCCUUCCAGCAAAGGAGGAACACGCUUACUCGACUGCAUCGGUGCUGGAGGAGGUUAACAAGCUGAAAGAAGAGAACUUUCUUAUUCUACACGGAACUGCAGAUGCGAGGGUACAUUUCCAGCACAGUGCUGAGCUCCUGAGCCGACUGGUGAAGGUGGAGGCCAAUUACUCUCUCCAGCUGUACCCAGACGAGGGCCACAUCCUGAGAGAGCCCCGCAGCAUCCAGCACUUCCAGCGGACUGUGGUCAACUACCUCCAAACCUGCCUGAAGCACAGCGCCGUCCAAGAUCUCGUAGAGGACGAAGAGGAGGAAGAAGACUGAGCCCCGAGGUUCCCCUUCCCUUCUUCUGGAAGGACUCUCUUAGGACUGUAGGCCAUCUUAUGCAUUACCUUGAGUCGGAUAACCAGGCACAAGAGCACAGGAGUGGGGACCAAACACAUCAUAUCACUUCCUACAACUUCUGGAAAAAUAUAUGUACUGUAUAACGUGUUGCACACAAUUAUUUCUGCUGUUUUAUCGUACGUUUGAGGCCCUGUUUGUUUACAGAAUUCACAUGACAUGAUGUGAACUAGACGGCUACUGAUUCUGCCAAAAGUUUACGAUUUUAAAACAUGCAUGUCGUAAUGGCUGCAUGACGUGGAUUAGUUUACAUUGCAUUUUGUGUGUUUUGCAGGUUUUCAAUAUCGCCUAUAGGGGUCAAAAAUGCAAAAUGUGCCAAAAGCCGGGAACACACUUGCAGACUGUAAAAAAUACUUAACUGAUGUUUUGAUAAGACUUGGGCCUCAUGUGUUUAAUGAUUGCAGAAAAUGCUUGAUGUUUUCCAUACAGAUUUAAUGAAUAAACCAGAACCACCUUCAGAAUGAGGCAGAUUCAAGUCUUAUGAAACCAAACCAUUUUGGACAGCUCUGAUGGAACAGAUUCAAAUGCCAAACUCGAAGAUACGAUGAAGACUGUCUCUAUUGGUUAAUGGCCUGUGCAUACCUUCAUAAUCAUAUAGAUGCAGUGGUGAAAUUGGAGUUUGUGUCUUUUUUUACAGUGUGUUCCCGGCUAAAAUAAAGUUAAAUGAAGCAUAAGGAUCAUUCUAAAUGUGCCAAAUACUUUUUGUGGACUUUAUCCACUGGUUUUAUUUGCAUUGUGUGAUCAAGAAUGAAUAUGCAACUCAGACUAUUUACCACAAGCUCCAAUUCAAGAAUGAACAUCUCCAUAGUUGUCUGUGUACUGUAUUUGAAAGUGCACAGUGUUUCUGUUUUGAUACAUCUUGACAUUUUCUUGUGUAUUGCAGAAUUAAAUUAUUUCUUUGGACAAACUGUUGAGCCAUUAUGUUACAGUUUAGCAAGCUAGUGGGCCAGCCAUCAAACUAUCAAGCAUGCAUGCAGUUGGUUUGAAAAGAAUGCCACUGACUCCAACUAGCUACUUCUUUUUCCAGCAAUCCCUGAAAAUAAAGUUUGAACAUCUUGUUAUA
Molecule: messenger RNA, 3837 nt
Organism: Acanthochromis polyacanthus (spiny chromis)
Lineage: Eukaryota; Metazoa; Chordata; Actinopteri; Pomacentridae
Product: inactive dipeptidyl peptidase 10
Exons: 20
Coding region: 699-2696 (665 amino acids)
Biological process (GO): proteolysis
Molecular function (GO): dipeptidyl-peptidase activity; serine-type peptidase activity
Source: RefSeq, a predicted model, not a curated record